Molecule: messenger RNA, 10859 nt
Organism: Porites lobata
Lineage: Eukaryota; Metazoa; Cnidaria; Anthozoa; Scleractinia; Poritidae
Source: the annotation of a GenBank genome assembly
AUGCGCGUCAUUAUUUACUUCGCUAGCUUCCAGUCUUUUCCCUCUUUCGACAAAAUGGCGGCUGCACAAGACAGCAUUAUUGUGAUCAUGAAUGAUGGCCAUUAUCAAUCGGAAAUGACCAAGGCUGGGGCCAAACUAGUCGUUGUAGACUUUACAGCAUCAUGGUGAGUUACCGUUGUGAAAUUUAUUGACCAGAUAAUGCAUUUCAGGAUCGCAUGGUCGUUGCAAUUGUUAUUCGUAGAACGCCUCUGGUACACAGGUCACUUUUUUCUACAAUUCUAAUAAAUUCGGACACUCUCUUCACGGUGAAACUUUCCUAAUUGUUGAUGAAGUGUUCUUUUUUAAAUCAGCUUAAGAGAUUUUGCUGUUAGAGCUUACAAAUGUCCUUUAAAUAUGUACAAAUAGGUUACACGCUUUCGCAGAACUUUUUCUAGACAUGACUCAGCGUAAUAUAAAAGACCUCUGUGUUUCCCUGAAGUCUGCAAACGUUUUGUCCUGGUAUAGAAGCUUAACACUUGACUUCACUGAUUUUCUUUGUUUUUUUUUUUUCGGAACUCAUUUGCAAUCAUAAUAAUGUUUUGAAAAAAAAUUAUUCCUACAAAAUCUUAUUCAAUUUUUUUAAAAUAAAUGCUUGUACCCCAAUGAUAUAAAAAUGGCCAGGCCUAAAAGCGAAGCUGUCAAUAAGCCUCUCUGCGUUAAUUAUCGGCAGUGAUUUAAGGCUAAUGGAUGAAAACCAUUGCAAUUACUUAAUAACCACCAGGCAGAAACUUAAAACAAAACCAAUAACAAAAAACAAAAAGAUGACUACAUACCACCUCUACUAACUUGGCCAAACUUCUUUGAAGUAUUAAUGUUCCUGGGAUGGUAAAUUAAGAAACAUAGUACAGUCUACUACAAGUAACGAUAUUAUACAGACAUCCAAUCUCCCUUCAGUUCCCCUUCCUAAUACCCACUGCCUGUCCUCCCAUGUUCCAUAAUAUAUUACCAUUCCUUUGUCUUUAACAGCAAGAAUGUGCUGCUCUUGCUCUCUCUCCUCAUUGCCAAUAUCCUUGUUUCCUAUAGGUGUGGGCCUUGCAAGUCAAUUGCUCCAAAAUUUGCCAGUUUGAGUGUAAAGUAUCCAAGUGCUGUGUUCCUAAAAGUCGAUGUUGAUAAAUGUGAGGUUGGUAUAGUUUGCUAUAUUGUGAUUCAUAUUCAUAGAUCAUAGCUAUUAGCAUAAAUAUUUGCCAGUCUCAAACCAUAAAACGUGCUUUAGUUUUUUCAUGGCCUUUUUGCUCUGAACUUGACAUUAUCAGUAAUUCACCAGAAAAACAAACAAAAUAAUCAGCUUUGUACACACAAAAAUACAUGAGAAAAUUUGCAUGUAAAAUUUUACACGCGGAUUAUCAUAAUUUGCAUGUAUUUGGUUUACUUGAGUCCUUACAUUGCUGGCUGAGUGAGUGCAAUAAUUGUACUUGUGCAGGUGGCUUUGUUAGCAUAAAUCAGUUGUUAGUAUUAAGUUAUCUGGGCUAAAACUGAUCCAAGGUUUUAGACCAAAUGAGCAUUUUUUUAAAAUAUUUACAUGUGCUUCGCUUGAAACUUCGUUAAUUUUGUAGACUUCACAGAGAUUAUAAAAGGUUUCAACUAAAAUCAGUUUCAGUUUAAUAUCAAUUCACAACUAUUUUGAUAGACCAACUACUCUAUAAUGUGACGCUGUAAUUUGCAUCACUGUUUUGGUGACGGGUCGCUUCUACAUGUACCGGUAUUUUGUUAACAGCAUUUCAUCUCCUACUUUUAUUUAGCUUGCUGCUUUGAGUAAUUUUCUUUCACAAUGCUGGCAUCACUCAAUCGCGUCUCAAAGCAAACAAUCUGGCGUUACUGCAAGAACUAAUUUUAGCCCCCUGGUUUUAGUUUUACCUGCUAAGGAAAGGUUUUCUUUUAAGGUCUUCAAUUUCAAGUUAUGUUUUCUGCUAAGAGUGUUUAUAUCUUUAUCAAGAGCAAAAAAAAAAAAUAACACGCUGCAUUUUUAUCAUUUGCACAAGCUUCUAUUUCCAGAAAACGUAAGAAAUCUAACUACUUUAAACGAUUGUUGUAACAGACGGCGUGUGACAAAUAACAUGCAAAUUUGCAGUGAAAUUGUAUGCAAGUUUAGUAAUGCAUUGUAAUUUUUAAGCAACAACUAAGGACAUAUCGUGAAGCUCGAUGCUAAUUCAAUGUUAGAAUUUAUAAAGGCAGUUGUAAAACAGAAACCUUGUGUUGUCUGUAAAAUUUAGUGCCAAUUGUGCGAAAACAAACCUUCUAGUCAUCCCGAUUGCUCAAACUCUCACUAACUGACUGACUCCUAACUCGAACAUUUCUCUUACUCAAGUCGAUUUCCCCUGGAAUUCCUUCACACAGUUACUGUAAUUUUACCCUGGCUAACUUGAAGUAAUUUUUUUUUCCCUACAGAUCAUUUCUCUAUAAUUUUAACCGCGAUAACUCGAACAAUGUUUUAAGUGCAUAGCAAGUCUAAAAAAACAGUGUACUGAAGUCCAAAACAUUGAACUUAUUUCAAAACAACAGUCAGCGUGGCAAGUAACAUGCAUCCAAGUUAACAUGUAAAAUAGCGUAUUGUAAUUUGAAACCCCACUUCAGCCAACAGCCAAGGAAUUUACAUCACAUGAAUCGUUGAUUUACAAAACAUGACAUUUGUAAUAAGACAAAGUGUCUAGUAAGUUGUUUUUUUUCUUUUUCACUGCGAAAAGACAUAUUUUCACAAUGUCAGCAGCCAUAUUUGCUGUUGUAAAGAAAUACACACAACUUGCGUGUAUUUUUACAAGCAAAAUCAGUCGCCUUAAAAAUACACACAAAUUUGCGUGUAAGAGGUCUGCGUGAAAGAGCUCGUGUAAAAAUUUACAUGCGAGUUUUUUUGUGUGAAUUUUGUGUGGAAAUACACCAUAUUGAAUGCAAUUUAUGCGCUUGUAAGUGCUGCAAUGCCGUGGCCUGCACUGUAUAAGCUCUUGCUGUUGUUUCCAAGGGAAAGUGGUUUUUAGUUUCUGGGUGAAAGCUUGAUAAGAUGCCUGGACACUAGAUAUUACAAUGUAGUUACUUGUUGAAAGAAAACUUUCAUAACUUUCUAGAAAGUUGCAGAAAGCAGCAGUUCUUUAUGUAGUUUCAAGAUAAUUAAGUGUGCUACUUUUGAAAGAAAAUUCAGAAAUUUUCCUUGGUAGAAGUUAUAGUGGUUACAAGUGAAAGUGGCCAGAAACUGGUAAAAAUACUGUUCUCAUGUUUUUGUUGUGUAGUAGCCCAGUUAGUUUGUUUUUAGGCUUCUCUGGCAGAAUACAUGAAUUUUUAUUAAAGUGUACAUGUAUAUGAUAUUGGUUCUGUAACUUUCACAGGACAUAGCGAUGGCAAACAAUGUGUCUGCCAUGCCCACGUUCAAGUUUUUCAAAGGAAAAGUAAAGGUUGAUGAAAUGACUGGAGCUGAUGAAAAGAAGCUUGAAGAGAAAAUUAAAAAGUGGAUUGGAGAUGAGAGUAAUGAUGUUGGAGUCAAGGGACAUGUAAGCGCAGUAUAUGCAGUUGCCUUGUACUUCUUAUGGACCCCUCAUAAUUAAUUUCCGCAACUUUUUUAACAUUAUCACAAAAUUUAAAGAUCAAUUUACAGCAAAUUUAUUUAACAGUGAAUGGUUAUGAUAUCAUAAGCUGAGGCUUAUAAGCCCAGGGCUUAUGCAGCUGUACAUCUUCGUAAGAGGUUUUAGGAGGGGUUAUAAAAGGAAGGGCUUAUAUCCGAGGGCCGCCUGGUUAGCUCUGUUCGGAGAGCACCAGUCUGCUGAGCGGGAGGUUGUAAGUUCAAACACCAGGGGGACCAUCAACCAAGGUCUUUAAAAAACUGGUGAGAUUAUGCUAGCUGUGAAACCCCUAUCUCAGUUCAGAUGAUCAUGUCAUUGGGUGGUGACAUUAAGCCAUUAGCCUUGUCUCCUUCAUCCUUGUACUUCAGUUGGAAGAGGACGUAAAAGAACCUGUGACAUUGUUUGAAAAGAGUAGGGGAGGUAGGCCCCGAUGUCAUGGUCUAUCUGACUUGUGCUGUCAUUGGUGUGGGUGGGCGAGGUGUGAUCAAAACAUGAACUGAAGUGGCUGCAAGAGUGCGCCUUUACACAAUGUACAUGCUGAAGUCUGAUCUCACUUAACCGGUUCCUCUGCAAUUCAGCCAUUGGCUGCAGUGAGGAAAGUUGGUACAGUUUAUUUAUUAUCUUUAUUUUUUUAACUGGACCAGGAAAAGUGCUUCAAAACAAGCAGUGCUGACCACAAAACGUUUGCAUUUACUGGUUUUUAAUUAGGCUUCAAAAUGUCAUAAUUAAUCAAAUUCAUUUCAAUACAAGUGAGAGGGGCACUGAUAAUCAGAUGUAUUUUUUGUUAAAAUUCUUUAACCCAGGUUGAUAGUCAACUCCAUUUAGAUCCUUCUAAAACUGGCUUGGUUCAUAAUGUCUGUGAUCCAGGCCUAUUUAAAAGGAUUAAUGAUGGAGUCAUUGGAGAAUAGCAAGGCCUAUAUCUUGCAAUCAAUUUUGCACCGACCAGCUGAUUUUUCUUGUUCUUUCUGGAUAUGUUAAACAACUAACCUUUUCAACUUGUAUGUUUUGUUUUCCCAUUUCAGACUACAUGACUGUACCCCAGAGAAGUACAAAUGUUUUCCUUUGCACAUGCAUAUGUACAUGUAUGCUUAAUUUAUGAAAGGAAAAAAAAGCCAAAUUCCCUGGUCUGAAUUGGGAAAACAAAAUGCACAUUUGCUUUCCUCUUUAUCAGUCAUGAUUAGGCUAGAGUUAGAAGACAAAGGAAAUUGAAAAUAAAAAUAAUUUUAAAAGAUUACAUGUAUCUGAAAUUUAAACUGGUUCAAAAAAAAUGAAACCAACAAAAAUUGAACCAUAACAGAUACAUUUACAUGUUUUUGCUCCAGUACAUAACAGACUGUUUAUAAACAUUGCAUAAUACCAUCAUGUGAGGUAACCUUUAUAGGAAUGAAUAAUUUAGUAGAUAGUGUAUCACUUCUCACUUUGAAUUGCAGAUGGAUCUAGGAAUAUUUAUUAACAAGAGUGGAUGUGAAUGUUUAAAUGAAAGUGAUGACCAUCACCUGUCAGAAGCUCUGACUAAGGGUCCAGGUUGUUUGGAAAGUGAUUGUGAUGAACAGGUACAAUAUUUUUGUAUGAGAUAGCACAGUGAAACCUUGACGUAACAAACGGCCAAGGGAUUAGCAAAAUGUGUUCACUAUAACAAGGUUUUGUUAUAUACCAAGGUUCUUUUUCAUAUUAUAUUUUGCUAUUACUGGCGAAAAGAAAUCAUUCAUUGUACCAAGGACUUUGUUAUAUAGAGGUUUGCUAUGUCAAGGUUCCACUGUACUCAAAUUUGGAAUAUUGUAUUACAGUUAAGCAAGGUCAAGCAUAUCCCCCAAGUUUACAUUCAUUUUUGAUGAAUUUAUUAUUUGAAAGUUGAAUCCGUCAGUAGUUGAAUCUGUGCCUUCCUGCAUAUUUUAUUUUUAUUAUUGUCUACAAUGCCAUGGGCAGAGAAUUCACACGUGAGGUAGUUAUGUAAUUUUGAAUUUGAUGUAAAUGUCUUCAUUUGAAACAAUUUUUUUAUCCAUUCAAAGAUUUUUCAAUCGCACUGAAUACUGAGAAGUUGUAGCCAAAAUAUUUCACUGCUCAUCACACAUGCAGUAAUGCUGAUUCAAAUUUGGUACUGGUUGUGGCUCAAUUAAUUUCAGGUUCAUUUUUCAAAUAAUUAAUUCAUUAAUGAGAUCUAUGGAGGUACGCUGGACCUGGCUGGACUGUAAUGAAAUUGUCUUCUGUUAAUCUUGGUUGUGCUCAGUGACAUAGAUGUCCUUUUGUCCCUGAAUAUGCUGAAGUCAUUACUUUGUUCCUUCACCCAUACACAAAAUGAUCCUGUAGAGUUACAGUUAUGAAGGCAAUAUGAGACAAAUUUCAUCAGGGAGCACUAUCCUUGGGAAAAUAAAUGUUUUGUUGAUUUUUGCAGGCAUGACAUUAAAACUUGAAAAAGUUUCAAUCCAUGUCCAUCCUUGUCUUCCAUAGCAAUAGAUGAUAGGAAACAGUUUUAAUGCCUAGAUAAUUAUAGUCUUAAAUAACAUUUUUUUAAAAAUGGGCCAUUAUUUUUGGAAUUUAAUUGAUGCAAAGACUCAUUUUAGCUUUUCACUUUACUAACCAUCAAACUUGCUACAUUUUGAAACAUGACAAACUUCAGGAAAAUAGUUACGCCUAUAUGUCAACCUGUACAGAAUGAAUACCUUGUCACUUCCCUUUAAAUAAUUAUAGCCUGUUCCAGGCUCGUAGAUAGUGUGGAAGAUGCAAAAGUAAAAAGUCCGCGAAAAGUUGGUGGGGCGGAAAAAAAAAAGGAACUGCCCCUUCUCUCCCCAGUUUCCUCCCAUUUUAUUUUUAUGUUCGCACUUUCUCAAUUCAGCAGGCCUGACUAUCUCGGAGCCUGGAACACGCUACUUUAAAUAUUGCACCAAAAUCCUUAGCUUGUUGUCUCUUUGUUUCAGUUAUUGGUGUCAAUAGCAUUUAACCAGGUGGUCAAACUUCACUCACUCAAGAUACAGGGACCUGAUGAUGGUGAGUUGUUUUGAUCAGAUCAAGUUGAAUAGCAAGGUUUUUGUUUUCGGGGUAUAUUAACAGGCUGUGUUUAUAUUUUUUUGUCUGAUAGGCAGAGGACCAAAGACAGUAAAACUUUUUACUAACCAAACAAAGACGAUGGAUUUUGAUUCUGCAGAAAGCUUUGAAGCCUUACAUAAAAUUGAGUAUGUCACUAUCUUUCCAUAAACAUUGGAAUUGUACCAUAAUGUAUAAACAUUCAUUUUUCAAUUCCGUACAAGCAAUGUAGGUAACAACAAAGAAUAGGAUAAAUUAUUAUAAUUCAACUGUAUUUUCAGAGGCCUUGUUAGGGUAAAAUUCCGACAAUCGACAUGGCCUUGAAAAAUGACAUAGCUAAGGACAGAUGAAAUGUUGACAAUUAAUGACAUGAAGAUGGGUUGAAACUAUGACAGCAACAGGGAAAAUCACAAAUACAGUUGUACAGUACCGACAGCAACAUGGCCUUCCCUUCAAUAAGCGAAACGACAGCAUUUGAAAUUCUGGGAAUGAGGUUGAUAAUAUAUUGGUCAACUCAUUUUCCAAGAGACAAACGCAGCCCUAAAACGAAGUUAAAGGGGUGAUCUCUGCCAUUCCUCACCUUUUUUAUUACUAUCAAACUAUUAUUUUAAUAAUUAAUUUUGCCAUUCAAUAUGACUUGUAUAAAAAGGGUACACUGUGUUUCAUUCUGUACAGGUUGACACCAGAAGAUAUAAAAGAGGACGUAAUUGUUCCCCUGAAGUUUGUCAAGUUUCAAAAUGUUUCAAGUCUGACGGUUAGUAAAGUGCCAUGCAUUGUCUCAGCAGGCACAGUGAAACCUGUAUUGGGCGGACACCGUAUUAUGCGGACACUUUCUAUUAAGCGGACAGUAGCCGAAGUCCCCAAAUUAACUGUAUUUCCCUUUUUUUCUUCAAAUGAAACCUUUAUUAAGCGGACACCUCUAUUAAGGGGACGCGGACACCCAAAAAGUACCUGAAAUGGUCAUUUCUAUUGUUGCCAACCUCUAUUAAACGGACUCUUGUAAUUAAAUUCCACCACCCAACAUGCCAGACACUGGAAAUGCGAAAGAUUGCCAGCCACAAUUUUUUCGAUUUUUGCAUGACGAACUUAUUUGAUUAGUUUCACAGUACAGUAUUGUUUUCUAUUUCUUUUUGUUUGUAUAGAGCUUGUUUCAUUCAUCUGAUUUCUUCAAAUUUGAGUUGCAAUCUAUGUUUAUGGUACUACGAUCAAUUGGCCCACUUUACCUCAGAAUACUGAGAAAAUAGGGAGAUAAAAACUGUCCAGAACAAUACUUACGCAUAAAACUGACGUGAAACUACUCAUUUUUUAGUUGAAGUAAUAAACAGUUAACGACAAUUAAGAAAAAAAACUUGGUCACGUGGUACAAAUCCACGUUUGUUGCCGUUUGGCGUAAACGUGGAUCUUAAUCUGUCUAUAUUGUUGUUUCGCCUUUCUCAACUUCAAAGUCUUGACUUACACACAACAUGCUGUGUGAACAAGCUCAUUGUUACCAAGUAAAUUUUUUUUGCUUAUCUAUUCAGCUAUUUUUUCAAAAUAAUCAAGGAGGCGAAGAAACAACAGUGGUGGACUAUAUUGGGUUCAUUGGAAGUCCUCUAGACACAACGAAUAUGGACGAUUUUAAAAGGGUAAGAUUUCAUAACCUGCCUCGUACCCAGACAUCUCUCUUUUGAUGAAAUUGUGCGCGCAAAGGAAGGCGGGAAGGAGACAACGGGCGAGACGGCGCUUCGUCUGCCGUCUGUACCCUUCCCAUGGUCCCUUGCGGUUCAUCACCAGUCACUUGUUUCGCGCUCGCCUCUGCCCUGCGAAAAACGAAGCGCCUGAGGAGGAGGCUGUUUCAUGACAGUAAGCCAAUAAACCACGCCAGAAUUAAUUAUGAAGUUGCCUUCUCUCACUUUGGCUCCCGGGUUUGGCUGGGCAUGGUCACCCACGUCCUUUAGUUGCUAACUUUAAACCAGGAGCCGAUUACUUCUGCUUUAAACUGAAUGCUUGAUGAGUUGUAAAUGUAUUAAAUAAUAUCGAUUCGGCACCAGGUUUUGGUGGAAAGUUGCAUUUCACUUUCUUCGAAUUAAUUUGAAUUAUCUUUUGUUUCUUUGCAUUGAUUAAAUGUUAAGAUUUUGAUGCAACCCAGUUUUAGCACCCCUCCCCCCACUUCAAAAGAAGUGGAGCCCGUCCCCCCUCACUUUAAAAACUGCUCCUCGAGCCCUGAGACUUCCAUACAGACUAUUCAUGACUAUUACACCUCAUUCAGCUAGAGUACACUGUAUGAGAUCAGCCGUGGUUUAUCUUCCUUUUUUGUUUAUCAUCCCGUCCUAAAUAAGACUUUCUCAAAGCCCGUUUCCGGUUUCUGCUGUUUACGUCGCUCGUCUCGCGAAUUCCUCGCUGACUCGCUUUCUUGUGGCAAGUCUAGUCCUAAAUAAACUUUUUCUCUCUUAUGGGAGCCGAAAUUAGAGACCUUUAGAUUUGACGACGCGAUUUAACUAAAGGUUUUUUUCGCGUACGGGUUAUUCUCAAAAAGUAGACAAUCCCAGAAUUCAACCAGAAAGCUUCAUUGUAUGUUUUUAAACAGAAAAAUUAGUACGGUUAUUUUUGUUGGAAAAGAAAACCCUCUUCCGAUCGCAAAAUGAUAAAAUUUCUAACAUUUAAUUAGUUGUUUCCGCCGCAACGACUCACUAAAACGCGUAGGAGAAUGACGAUGGCUAUUACCUUUUUCCGCCAAAAUAACGUUGAUUCACGCGCGCGCACUACUCAUCAUUGAGAGAAUGUCGUCCUUGGAAUCAAAAGGUCUCCAAUGUGCUGAAUCGAAAGAUUGUGAAAGUUGUACACAAGCAAUGUACUGGUUUAUGACCAUGAAAAGUAAUCUCUUCACCUUCGGUAUCACUCUUACGCGGUUUUAUUAGUUUUUAGCUGAGGGUACCCUGGUUUUUAAGUGUUUUAUAACUGGGUUUUCGGAAUUUUUGUUGAAGAAAUACGUGAGCCUGUACUCUUUGGCCGUAACUUUUCGAGGAAAUGUAUGGGAACGUGUGCAUGUGUGUUUAGCCCACGCAGGUGGCCGCAUACACUACGCAGCCUUAUGAGUCUGCCUUCUACAUUCUUUCACAGAAAAAAAGGAAAAGAAACGGAAAAUCCUGUCUUGUUUAUAAUAUUUUUUUAUGUAUUGAUCAAUGUUAUCUUCUAGGUGGCUGGAAAGAAAGGCGACAGGCAUUAAGACGUUGGAUUAAACUCCGCAGUUGGUUUUGACUUGGUGUCGACCUGAAAUUGCUCAAGAUUAGCCUACUUCAGACUCCCGUACUUUUAUAAUAAGCUGUUUCAUUUCGCACACAAGCUACCAGAUAGUAGUUCAGUGUAGCACACAAUUUUACAGUUCUAGCACUAAAGCGUGAACAGCAAAAAAAAAAAAAAAGAAUGAGUACUUUGGGGAAAGAAUGCUUUUUAUAUUAAUACUACUGUGAACAAAAUUGAGAAGGACAUGCUGCUCUUUUAUUUUAAUAAAAAUGAAAAACCACAGGCAGCCCAAGCGCACUAUGUGUGGGUUCGGGGUUCAGAGGUCAUUUGGUCGGAAUAUACUAGAAUUAUUGGUGUAUUAUCUGAUGCCAAAUGAAUGCAAAAAUCUUAAAGAUAUGAAGUCUUCUUGUUUGUCUAUCUGUACUAGUAACCUUUAAGAUAACGAAGGUCAAUAUUUCUUGCUUUAUUACAUGUGAUUCGGGCCCUUCUUGUUCGAAUUUUAUCACAUGUAUUCGAAUCUACGACGCUAAGAAGAAAAAUCAUGAUAACGCGAAAAUUGAUUCAAAAAGUUCCCUUACCUUUAGUUCACAGCCACUCUGUAUCCUACGGCCGGUUUAAACGCCGUUUUGCGUGUUUAGUCGACUUUCUUUCCAUCGAGUACUGAACGCUGUACUUCUUUUAUAGUGUUCAACCUCGGCGUUCUUAUCAUACCACAGGGUGUCUAUUCAUCCUGUCGCCCGAGCCCCGUUCUAGGUAUUCCCGGUAGCCUUUCGAAUCCGGCCAUAUUUUAAGAUCAAAAUCUAGCAGCUUUCAAGAAACGGGGCUUACGAAAGUGUCUUCAGACAUCUCGAAGGCAUCACAGCCUAUUGUUAUGAACCAAGAGAGCAGAAGAUACUUUCCCGUGAGGUGAACUAGAGGGAGAAAUUAGCCUCGGCCGCCAAAAGUCCCUGAAUGAAUGAAGCUUUAUUUAAUCUCGGGUUUGGUGAGGUUGGUUAGACUUCUAGCAAUGAUUAUUUGUGCUAAUAAGCCGAG